AUGUCAGAGUUUUUAGUCAAGAAGCUAGGCUGGCUGUUUGUGGCCUUUACCACUGCACUCAUUACAUUUGUUCCUGUCACUACAUAUGUGUUUAUUUUUGAAAGAUGGUUUGCUUAUCAUCAAGAACGGAACAUAUUUGUAUGGCUGGCACCGUUCUAUAUUAGUGUUUUGUUCAUAUAUAUCAAUUACUACCUCGGAUGCUCAACCGAUCCUGGCAGAGUGCUACGGGAUUACGAUCCCACGAAUGGACUGAAUGCAAAAACCUGUAGUACAGGCGAAGAGCAAGUCAAGCCCAAGUCAACUGUCAAAACAAGAAAGCAGACUUCAAAAGGCCACGAUGGUGUAGAUCUUGUCUAUGUUUCAAACCUCCUCGAAGUCAUCACUGCUCUUACUGCAACAGGUGCAUUUUACGAAUGGAUCAUCACUUUUCAAGAUUUAAGCGCUUCAUCUAAUAUACUUUUUGGUUGGUUCAUUGGUAAAUGUUCAGGUCCGUGGCUUAAUAACUGCAUCGGACACAAUAAUAUUCCACAUUUUAUCAGGUUUCUAUGCUCUGUAACAAUGGCGUCUUUAUCGUGUCUAGUUCUCCUUGGACUGCGGGUAUGGGAUCUGAUCAAAUAUCAAAACUCGCUUUCAAAACUUUAUUCUACAGGUGGUAGUUUCAGAUCAAACGUUGUUGUAUUUUACACUCCUCCGGCCGACGACAAGGAAAUCAUUUUCAUGCUAGUCAACCUUGUCAUCCUGUUUGCCUUGCUGUUCAGUGUCGGAAUCCUUAGUAUAUGGCAACUGUUUUAUGUAGCGUACAAUGUUACAACAAUCGAAUCCAUGGAAAAUGGAAAAAUUGAUGAGCUUAUGCGACGUGGGAAGAUUCCCAACACAUAUGUGUACCCCUAUACGCUGAGUGUGUUUCGUAAUUUUCAGGCCGUGUUUGGUCAGCGUUGGUAUCUGUGGUGGAUGCCUGCCUCUGCUCCUGGCAAUGGGCUGGUAUUUCCAGUCAAUGAAAAUGGGACGCUUGGAUUGUGGCCACCACGAGAGUACUACCUAUACAGAAAGUAUCCAUACGGGAAGCCUUCCAUGGAGGAGCGACGGGCAAACAAGGCAGCGCGUCGUGAAGCUAAAGUAUUCAUGGCUUCUGGCAAAAAGCAUGUGCGACGUGACAGCGAGGGAUAUAUUGUCAAGAAUAUUGUAGCAGAGGAUCGUGAAGAGCAGCUGCGGCAAGCUAAUCUUGCUUUUGCACAGGCUGCCGAAGGAACAGGGGGCUCUACUGAGCAGGAAGCAGAGAUUGUGCAUCUGGAUGAAACCGACGAGUCUAGUACCGAGUUUGAUAGUUUUGAGGAUGACUUUGAUGAUAAUAUUGACAUGGAUGGGAUUCCAAGGAUUUUAGGAAGCAAAGACGAUUUGGAUUCGCCAGAAGGUGCACAUGAUAUUGAUAGUGAUAACGAAAUCCUGGCCGUUCGUCAAAAAAGGCAACAAGGGUUUAAAAAAGUUCAAUGA
Molecule: messenger RNA, 1491 nt
Organism: Batrachochytrium dendrobatidis JAM81
Lineage: Eukaryota; Fungi; Chytridiomycota; Chytridiomycetes; Rhizophydiales
Exons: 4
Coding region: 1-1491 (496 amino acids)
Molecular function (GO): palmitoyltransferase activity
Source: RefSeq, a predicted model, not a curated record